GGGUGUGUGAGUUCAACAUUUUUUACCUACAAGGAAGUCACGCGUUCAUUUGGUUAUUUGUGCGAAUCAAGUCGGGGAGUAGCAGCCAGGAGUGAACAGAAACGCUACAUGCUUUGAAAACAAACGAACUGACGGACACAUGCAGCAGGAGCAGCAUGGGAAGGUCAUACCUGUCUGUCAGGAUGAGAAUAAAGAGGCAUAAGGUCUUCCUGGUGUGCUUACUGGGGAUUUGUGUGAUUUCCUUCCUUCAUUACUACACAGCCCUGCACAGUAUUUCUCUGCUGCAGGAGCUCUCCUCUCCAUCCAGCCAUUUGAAGACUCUGAAGAUGUUGAGAGGUUUCUUCUGGAACUUUCCAACUGAUGACAUCCACUUCAAGCAAAAUGGUCAGAAAUCCAGCCAUCAGAAGGGUUUUGUUGACCUGCCAGAUCUUCCAGAUGCCAAACAGGUCGUCACAAACCUUCACCUUCAGAAGCAGAUCUUUGACCUUCAUGAUGAUUCCACACCAUUUUUUAUUCACACAGAGCCUGGAGCAGUGUGCUUCCAUGAGGGGACGGAUCUGGCUGCACUUGCAUCUCAUGGCAGGUUACUAAAACAUUACGAGGAGAGAACCCCCCUCAAAGAUGAUUCAAUUAACGCAGGCAAGAAGGAGAUUCGGUGUCCCUGUCGUCAGGGUUGGCAUGGCCCUCAAUGUGGCAUACCUACUGUUGUGUAUCAUUCCAAUCUCCCAUCAAAGUCGAAAGUCACACCCAGAAAAGUUCCACGUCGGGUCAUAAAUGCCAUUAACAUCAACCACGAGUUUGACCUCCUGCACACACGCUUCCAUGAACUUGCAGAUGUUGUGGACACGUUUUUGGUUUGCGAAUCCAAUUUUACAGCUUAUGGAGACGCGAGACCUUUGUACUUCCAGCAUCUGAUCCUAAAUGGAACGUUUGAUUACAUUAAGCACAAGAUUCUCUAUAUCUUCUUGGACCAUUUUCCAGAUGGUGGCCGCAUGGAUGGCUGGAUUGCGGAUGAUUACCUGCGCACAUAUUUGACCAAAAAUGGAAUGGCAAGGAUUCAGGGCCUCAAACCAGAUGAUGUGUUUAUCUUGAAUGAUGCGGAUGAGAUUCCUUCAAGAGAUGGAAUUCUGUUCCUUAAACUCUACGACGGAUGGACGGAACCAGUCGGGAUCCAUUUGCGUAAAUCUUUAUAUGGCUUUUUCUGGAGACAGUAUGGAACGCUUAAUGUCUUAUCUGCUUGCACGGCAGCUAUGCUUUUUAAGGUUUACAAGGGUGAUGGGAUUUAUCUUCGACGCCGGUCAUAUUAUACCAUGUCGGGAUUUCGUGAGUAUGAAAAUUCCACGGGACGUGUUCUGGUUCCGUGGGCCAUCGGAAGCCCUGUUCACUAUGCUGGAUGGCACUGUUCUUGGUGUUUCAAACCAGAAGGAAUUUAUUACAAACUCGUAUCAGCCCAGAAUGGAGACUUUCCACGUUGGGGCGAUUAUGGGGAGAAACGGAAGAUGAGUUAUAUUAAAGAGUUAAUACGCACAGGGGGUUGGUUUGAUGGGUCUGAACCAGACUACCCACCAACAGACCCCAAAGAGCAUAUGUAUGCUCCCAAAUACCUUCUGGACAACUAUGACAAAUAUCACUACUUGCUGGAAAACCCAUAUGCAAAAAAGUAACGUUAAUAGAGACAGGGCUGUUUCAAAUGGGUGGUUUUAAGCCCAUGCUAGAUUACGUGUACAGCAAAUGAGAUGAGCACAACUUUUUUUUUUAUUUAACUGUGCUGUGUGUACAAAGUACAACAGUCCUUAGGGUCAUGGCCUUCAAUCAUGCAUAGAGCUUCAGACUGUCACCAGGACUGGAAACUACUGGGCAUAGAUGUGUAAAUGUUAAUUAAUUAAUGUCCCUUCUAUAAGUUUAUUCACAAUAAGUUCCUUAUGUUAUGAUGCUGUUCAAAAAGUCUAUGCUUCAAUUGUAGCAUUUCAUUUAUCCUGAGAAGUGCUUAGUACAGUGUAAAAACCUGUACAAUGUACCGAUUGAUUGGCAUUAAUUAAAAAUCAGAAUAAUGUUCAGUGCAUAACUCCAUCGGCAGUUUUGAAAAUAUGUAAUAUUGAUCAAUUCUUUGUAAAGAGUCUAUUCCUCACGAACCUUGUUUUUAUCUGCGUUAAAUUGUGUCUAUUGCUGUGAAGGAAUAUUUUAUAGUUCCUAUAACUUUUAAAAAUGUUUUUAAAUAACAACUGUUAAUUAUUUUAGGAAUUACCUAAGCACCUAUAGGAGGUACCAACUGUUUUCCCUUUGUCUGUGGUAACAAUUUGUAGCACUUACAACUAGGCAUGGGCCGGUAUAAGAUUCUGACGGUAUGAUAACCUUUGGGAAAAAACAUCAUGGUUUCAAAGUAUUGU
Molecule: messenger RNA, 2387 nt
Organism: Danio aesculapii
Lineage: Eukaryota; Metazoa; Chordata; Actinopteri; Cypriniformes; Danionidae
Gene: mgat3a
Product: beta-1,4-mannosyl-glycoprotein 4-beta-N-acetylglucosaminyltransferase a
Exons: 3
Coding region: 156-1664 (502 amino acids)
Biological process (GO): N-acetylglucosamine metabolic process; protein N-linked glycosylation
Cellular component (GO): membrane
Molecular function (GO): beta-1,4-mannosylglycoprotein 4-beta-N-acetylglucosaminyltransferase activity
Source: RefSeq, a predicted model, not a curated record